AUUAAUAAUACAAUUAUUAGUAAUUAUAAUUUAUAUAAAACUGUUUUUGGAGCAGGAGCUACAGAUACUGUACGCAUUACGAUUUACGAGGUACAAAUAUUUGAAGACUCCUUAUAAAAUUUAUUAGCUCCGAACUCUUACUUACACUGACGCAAAGGAAUUCUUAUCGAAAUAUGUUGCCUUUUCGAGUAUUGCGUCCUUUUCAUUUUGCUACGUCCCUACUGCAGUCAGCGAGUCGCCUCAAAGCAGAGGAAUUGGUUUUACGCAACUGCCGAUUUAUUUCUUCGUCCGUUCUCUGUGAUCGUAAUUCCAGUUUUCCAACGGUUACAUCUCGAAAUGUACUGUCCUUAAGUGGCAUUUUUCCCGCCACAGUCAGUGGCAAACCCAUUGCGAGAUACAGCAAGCGCGGAUACCAGUCCACUUUCAACCAUGAUGAAAAAUACAAUGUGACAUCAACGGACCAAAUCGAGAUUGUGGAUUACAACUACGUCAAGAUGAUGAUUAAAGGGAAUCUAGGAGUAAUUAUCGACGUCAGGAAUCCCGACGAAGUACGGGGUCCGCAGGGAAGGAUAAAAGGCUCCAUCAAUAUUCCUCUUAGCGAUAUCCCGGAAGCUCUUCGGAUGCCUAUUAAAGAUUUCGUAAAGAAAUAUGAAAUUCAGAAUCUGACAGAUAAAAACGAUGAGAUCGUUUUUCACUGCAAAGCGGGUGUGCGCAGCGAGCAGGCUUGUAAAAUCGCGAAAUCACUGGGCUUUGUGAACGCUAAAAACUACAAAGGAAGCAUGGAUGAUUAUUUCGAAAAAGAAACUUCAGGACAGGUGGAUCCCCUCAAGUAUUACCCCUUACGACCGCUUGCUUGAAAUUAAUGCCGGUGCGGUAGGAUGGCCAUUACUUCCAAUUUCUCGAUUGUGGAAGGUUGACGAGAGGCGUACACACUAUGGGCGUACUUACAAAAGUCAGCACACAUACAAAUAGUUUUCAUUUUCGUCUUUUCAUGCUCCCAUGUCGUUCGAAAAAUUAUAUUGCAGGAUAAUUCUUUGCUAAGUUUGCUUUAAUUUUCCCCUCUUUGAGUGUGCAUUGUGUAAGAUGGAAAGGGUGCUGUUACGUUUUAGUCUUUGAUUUAUCGUUCUUCAUAAAUACUUACAUUCAUGGA
Paramacrobiotus metropolitanus is the source of this 1150-nucleotide messenger RNA. Its product is annotated as thiosulfate sulfurtransferase/rhodanese-like domain-containing protein 3. The coding region runs from base 174 to 857 and encodes 227 amino acids. The transcript is spliced from 4 exons. Gene Ontology annotation, cellular component: mitochondrion. The record is from RefSeq and is a predicted model, not a curated record. NCBI's taxonomy places the organism in Eukaryota, Metazoa, Tardigrada, Eutardigrada, Parachela, Macrobiotidae. Gene Ontology annotation, molecular function: thiosulfate-cyanide sulfurtransferase activity.